AUGAAGAUCACCGGGUGGAUCUUUGGCACGGCUCUGGCCCUAAAUGAGCUUGGAGUCUGUUGCGUCACCCCCCCCCGCUCUUCUUCUGCAAGGUCCCGCUGUGGCACUCUCCUCAAAAGUUUGUCGUCCUCUUCGCUCGUCCCCGUGCUAACCCCGGAUCGUGGAGCAGGUGCCGUUGCCGCGCCUAGUGCGGUAGACCCUGAGGAAUUCUCUCUGGCCCUCAUCGGACGAGCUCUGCCAAAUGCUCCCGAUGGAUAUGUUCCGGCGAAUGUGAGCUGCCCAGCGGUGCGCCCGUCGAUCCGCAGCGCGGCCAAGCUGUCGCCCAACGAGACGUCAUGGCUCCAGACACGUCACAAGAAGACACUGUCUGCCAUGAAGGACUUCUUUGGUCAUGUCAAGGUCGGUGACCUGGAUGUGAAUGCAUACCUCAACAAGCACGCCAACAACGCCUCAAACCUGCCAAACAUUGGAAUCGCCGUGUCGGGCGGUGGUUACCGUGCCUUGAUGAACGGGGCUGGUGCCAUCAAGGCGUUUGACAGUCGAUCCAACAAUGGCUCGACCAGUGGUCACCUGGGUGGCUUGCUGCAGUCAGCGACCUACCUCUCGGGCCUGAGCGGAGGAAGCUGGCUGUUGGGGUCCAUCUACAUCAACAACUUCACCACCAUCUCCUCGCUGCAGACGAACGAGAAAGGUGGAGUCUGGCAAUUUGACAACUCGAUCCUCGAGGGUCCUGAUACCGGUGGUAUCCAGCUCCUCGAUUCCGCCAGCUACUACAAGGACCUGGCCGAGGCGGUGCAGGGCAAGGCGGAUGCUGGAUACAACACCUCCAUCACCGACGUCUGGGGUCGUGCCUUGUCCUACCAGAUGUUUAACUCCAGCAAUGGCGGGAUCGAUUACACGUGGUCAUCCAUUGCCCUCGCUCAGGACUUUAUCGAUGGCAACUACCCCUUGCCCCUCGUUGUGGCCGACGGUCGCAGACCGGGUGAAAAGGUCAUUGCCAGCAACUCCACCGUGUUUGAAUUCAACCCCUGGGAGUUUGGCACUUGGGAUCCCACCAUCUUCGGCUUUGCUCCCCUGGAGUACAUUGGCUCCCCGUUCAACGGCGGUUCGAUUCCCAGCAGUGCCCCGUGUGUUCGUGGCUUCGACAACGCUGGGUUCAUCAUCGGUACCUCGUCGAGUCUGUUCAACCAGUUCAUUCUGCAACUCAACACGACAUCGCUACCCACCUUUGUGAAGAACAUCUUCGCCAACAUCCUGGGCAAGCUGGACAAGGCUGACAACGAUAUCGCUGUUUACGAACCCAAUCCCUUCUACCACUACAACAACAAGACUUCCCCCUAUGCCUCCCAACCUGAUCUCGAUCUCGUUGAUGGUGGUGAAGAUCUUCAGAACAUCCCCCUACACCCGUUGAUUCAGCCCGAGCGCCAUGUCGAUGUGAUCUUCGCGGUCGAUUCCUCCGCCGACACCGACCACAAUUGGCCAAACGGCACUGCGCUGGUCGCAACCUACGAGCGUAGCCUGAACGGCACUGGAAUCGGCAAUGGCACUGUCUUCCCCGCCGUCCCGGACCAAAACACCUUUGUCAACCUCGGCCUCAACACCCGACCUACCUUUUUUGGCUGCAACAGCUCCAAUAUGACCGGUCCCGCCCCCUUGGUCGUCUACAUUCCCAACUAUCCGUACUCAACCAUGUCCAAUGUGAGCACCUUCACUCUGUCGUACAACAACACCCAGCGCGACGAGAUCAUCCUGAACGGCUAUGAAGUCGCCACCAUGGCCAACAGCACGCGCGACAAGAACUGGUCCUCGUGUGUCGGCUGUGCGAUUCUCGCCCGCUCCUUUGAGCGAACAGGCACUGCGCUCCCCAGCAUCUGUACUCAGUGCUUCUCGGAUUACUGCUGGAAUGGUACCACCAACUCCACCAAUCCUAACGAGUAUGCCCCGAACAUGCUUCUCGCCGUUCAGGCGGCGGAAAACGGUGCCGCCGUGCUGCUGCCAACUCUCUUGUCCGUGGUGCUGGCGAGCAGCGUCGCUCUCUUCGGCUUGAUCUAA
Molecule: messenger RNA, 2052 nt
Organism: Penicillium oxalicum
Lineage: Eukaryota; Fungi; Ascomycota; Eurotiomycetes; Eurotiales; Aspergillaceae
Product: lysophospholipase family protein
Exons: 3
Coding region: 1-2052 (683 amino acids)
Biological process (GO): glycerophospholipid catabolic process
Cellular component (GO): cytosol; intracellular membrane-bounded organelle
Molecular function (GO): A2-type glycerophospholipase activity
Source: RefSeq, a predicted model, not a curated record